Capsaspora owczarzaki ATCC 30864 is the source of this 8413-nucleotide messenger RNA. RefSeq lists its product as hypothetical. Lineage: Eukaryota; Filasterea; Ministeriida; Capsasporidae. Gene Ontology annotation, molecular function: actin filament binding; calcium ion binding. Gene Ontology annotation, biological process: actin cytoskeleton organization. The transcript has 2 exons. Gene Ontology annotation, cellular component: cortical actin cytoskeleton; cell junction; cell projection. The record is from RefSeq and is a predicted model, not a curated record. The coding region runs from base 34 to 8148 and encodes 2704 amino acids.
UUUUUUUUCAACUUGAAUUAAUUUCCCAACGCCAUGGAUUCUCGCAUCAAGGAACUCGGCGCGGAUCGCACCCUCGUGCAAAAGAAGACCUUCACCAAGUGGGUGAACAUGCAUCUCGCCAAGGUCGGCCUCAAGUGCGACGAUCUGUACAUGGAUCUGCGUGAUGGCACAAAGCUCCUCAAGCUGCUCGAGAUUAUCAGCGGCGACACACAGGCUCGCCCCGAGAAGGGCAAGAUGCGUGUGCACUUGAUGAGCAACAUGCGCUCGGUGCUCGACUACCUGAAGCGCAAGAUUACGAUGGAAAACAUUGGCCCGGAAGAUCUUGUCGACGGUAACGGCAAGCUCACGCUCGGUCUGAUUUGGACCAUCAUUCUUCGUUUCCAAAUCCAAGACAUUAGCAUGGAAGCGCUCUCUGCCAAGGAGGCCCUGCUCUUGUGGUGCCAACGCAAGACGGCUGGCUACCCCGGCGUGAACGUCCAAGACUUUUCAAAGUCGUGGAGCAACGGUCUUGCCUUUAAUGCCCUGAUUCACAAGCACCGCCCCGACCUGCUUGACUUUAACGCUCUGUCGAGCGGCGACCCCGUCGCCAACCUCAACAAGGCCUUUGAUAUCUGCGACAAGGAGUUUGGCGUUGCCAAGCUGCUCGACGUCGAGGACGUGAACGUUGACCGCCCUGACGAGCGCUCCAUCAUGACGUACGUGGCUGCGCUGUACCACUACUUUAACUCGCACAAGGACGAGGGCCUUGCUGCCGGUCGUGUUGGCAACGUUGUCGAUUUCCUCGCCGAGAUUGACGCCAUGCAGGAGCAGUACGAGAAGAUGGCCACGGAUCUUCUUGCCUGGAUUCAGGCCAAGCGCGAGCGUCUCGAUUCGCGUGACUUCCCCGACACGCUGCCCUUGCUCCAGGGCAGCACCACCCAGUUCUCGCAGUACCUCAAGGAGGAGAAGCCUGGCAAGUACACUGAAAAGAGCAACCUCGAAGUCCAGCUGUUUGACAUUCAGACCAAGCUGCGCUCGCGCGGUCUCAUCGAGUACGUGCCUCCGGGUGGCAAGAGCGUCCGCGAUGUCAACAAGGCCUGGACCAAGCUCGAGCGCUCCGAGCACGAGCACGAGCAAGCUCUCCACAAGGAGAUUGCCCGCCAAGAGCGUCUGGAGCACCUCGCCCAGCGCUUCAACCGCAAGGCUGGUCUCCGCGAGCAAUGGCUGGCCGAGUCGACUCGCCAGCUCCAAGAUGUCGAGACGACCAAUGCUGCUGCCACCGCCUCGAAGGACUUGCACGCCGUCCGCGGUCUGUCCGCCAAGCUCGACUCGAUCGACACGGACGUUCGCGCGCACGAGGACCACGUCGACUCUCUCACCGAUCUCGCCGAGGAGCUUGCCGACGGCAAGUACCACGCUCGCGCCGAGAUUGCCGCACGUGACGCGGCAGUCGGCCAAAAGUUCAACGAGCUCGACGCCCUUCUGGCCAAAAACCGCGAUGCCCUCGAUGCCAGUGGCCUGGUGUGCCACUACCACAGCGACGCCGACGAUGCCGAUGCCACCCUGCGCGAGGCACAGAUUGUCGCCACCUCCGACCUCCUUGGCCGCGACGUCGACUCUGUCACCAAGCUGCUUGACGACCUGCGCCAGACUGAGGAGGAGGUUGCGCGCCAGGGCCAGGUCCAAAUCACCGACCUGCGCGCUCGCUCGAACGCGAUCGGAAACACUGAGCACUCGCACGUCCAGCCUGCGAACGCCGCCGAGGUUGCCGAGCGCCAGGCUGCUCUUGAAGCCCUGCACGCCGAGGUGCUCAAGCAGCUUGCCGACCGUCGCAAGCGUCUCGAGCAAGCCCUGGCCGCUCGCCGCUUUGAGGUUGACGCCCAGGACGAACUUGCCUGGAUUGCCGACCGCGAGCCCACCGCCGCCUCCACCGACGUUGGCUCCGACCUGACUUCGGCCCGCAACUACCGCCAGAGGCACGCUGCCUUUGAGGUUGAGGUCAACGGCCACGAGCCGCGCAUUCACCAAGUUGUUGCUGCCGGCGCCGCCCUGCUGUCGGGCACCAAUGACGCUCACGACCAACAGGUCAAGAAGACGAGCGACGACGUUGAGGCGCAGUGGAAGCACCUGAAGGAGCUUUCCGCGCAGCGCGCCAAGCUUCUUGACGACGCUGUUCGUGCCGAGCAGUACCACGCCGAUGCCACUGAGGCCGAGUCGUGGCUCUUUGAGCAAGAGUCCGUUGUCAACUCGGGCGACCUUGGCAAGGACGUCGAGAGCACUGAGGCCCUCAUCAAGAAGCACGACGCCCACGAGGCUGCAAUCAACGCGUACAGCCAGAGCAUUGGUGGCCUCCAGCAGCAGAGCAACUCGCUUGGCGCGGACAACCACCCGUCCAAGGACAUCAUCUCUGACCGCCAGGGCGCCAUCGACGACCAGUACAACAACCUCAAGGAGGCUGCUGGCGCGCGUCGUCAACGCCUGGUCAACGCUCUUCGCCUGCACACGUUCGAGCGUGAGGCUGACGGCCUGGAGCGCUUCUUGCAGGCCAAGGAGGACAUUGCUCGCUCGGAGAACAUUCCCCACGAUCUUGAGCACAUUGAGGCCUUCCAGCGCAAGUUUGACAAGCUCGACCAAGACUUGGCUGCUGGCACAGACCGCGUCGACCGCGUCAACUCUCUUGGCGAUGGUCUGACCAAGGAGGAGCAUCCCGAGUCCGAGAAGGUGGCUGCCCGUCAGGCCGAGCUGAACGAUCGCUUCAACAAGCUCAAGGAGCUUGCCGCCGCCAACAAGGACCGUCUGCAAGGCGCCCGUGGCGUUGAGCAGUUUGGCCGCGAGGUCGACGAGACCAAGUCCCGCAUGGCGUCCAAGGAUGCCGCCCUGGGCAGCGCUGACGUCGGCACCGACAUUGGCUCUGUGCAAGAGCUGCAGCGCCGUCACGAGGCUCUGGAGCGCGACCUCGAUGCCAUCAAGAACAAGAUUGGCAACCUCAACGAGCUUGCAGACAACCUCACCAACGACGCAGACCGCCCCGCCGAGCAGGUUGCCGCCGUUCGCGAGAGCCAGAAGGAGCUCAACGACGCUUGGGCUGCUCUCAGCGCCAAGUCCGACGCUCGCCGUGACCAGCUGGCUGCCGCACUGAGCCUCCAGGAGUUCUUGGCCCGCGCUCGCGAUAUCACCUCGUUCAUGAGCAACAUUUCCGCCGUUAUGGCGGCCGAGGAGCUUGCCAAGGAUCUGGUCCGUGCUGAGGCCAUGCUUUCCAAGCACCAGGAGCGCAAGGGCAAGAUGAACGCCAACGCCGACUCGGUCAAGGCUCUCGACGAGACGGGCGCCGAGCUGAUUGCCGCCGACCAUUUCGCCAAGGCUGACAUCCAGGCUCAGCUCGACCGCAUCCAUGCCGAGCAGGACAAGCUUGGCCAGCAGUGGGCCACUCAGGCACACAAGCUCGGCCAGUGCCGCGACCUGCACAUCUUCUACCGCGAUGCCGACCAGAUUGACGAUUGGAUUGCCGGAGAAGAGACCCAGCUCUCGCGCCAGCGCAACAGCAUUGCCGACUCGCUCGAGGCUGUCCGUCUCAUGAUCCGCCGCAACGACGAGCUUCGUCGCGCCAUUGCCACCGAGGAAGAGACUGUUGCCCGCCUCGACACGCACGCCAAGCGUCUUGGCGACGAGAAGCACUACGAUGCGUCCAGCAUUGACACUCGUCGCGACGAUGUCCUCGCCAAGUUUGCCGCCCUCAAGGCGCACGCCGACCAGCACGCCCAGGAUCUUGCCGGUAUGCUCCGCAUGCAGCAGGUUGCCAAGGACCUUGCUGACGCCCAGCAGUGGGUGGACGACAAACUCCAGUCCUCCUCCUCGCUCGACCUUCCCCCGAGCCAGGACGGCGUUGUGAGCGACGCGGAUGUUGCCGAUCGCCUCAAGCGCCUGGAGGUCUUCCAAGCCGAGCUUGACGCCAACCGCGACCGCAUCGAUGCUGUUCGCAAGGCCGCUGACGAGCUUGCUGCCACCGGCAUGCCCGGCACUGGCGCGCUCGGCGACGACAGCGCUGCCCUCGGCCAGGACUUUGACAACCUGGUCGCCGCUGCUGCCGCCAAGGCCCAGCGCAUUCGCGAAGCUGGCGAAGCCCAGGCGUUUGCCAAGGCCGCCAAGGACAUUGACGUCUGGCUGGAUGAGGCUGCCACUGCCCUCCGCAACGAGGACGUUGGCAAGGACCUCACUGGCUCGACUGCCCUUCUCGACGAGGUCAAGCGCGUCGACCGCGAGAUUGCCAGCCACGAGCCGGCUAUUCAGGAGCUCCAGGCGCUUGCCAAGUCCCUCGCCGAGAAGAACGUCUCUGACGCGCCCGCCAUCCAAGCUCGCGCUGACGCCAUUUCUGCCCGCUUUGCCGAGCUGCCUCCGCUUGCUGACGGCCGCAAGAAGAAGCUGGAUUACGUCAUUGAGCUGCAUCGCUUUGCCCGCGACGUCGACGACGAGCUUGCCUGGAUUGGCGAGAAGGACAACGUUGCCGCCAGCACCGACUAUGGCAAAAACCAGACUUCCGCCCAGAGCCUGCAGAAGAAGCACAUUGCCUUUGAGGCUGAGCUCUCUGCUCACCAGCCCAGCGUGGACGGCGUCUCGAGCAAGGGCCGUGAGCUCGCCGCCGCUGUUCCCGAAUCUGCCGAGUCGAUCAACGCCAAGGUUGACGAUGUCCAGACCAAGUGGAACGCGCUCAAGCAGAAGGCUGCCGACCGUGGCGCCAAGCUUGACGAGACUGUCGACUUUUUGCGCUUCAACGCCGAGCUCGACGAGGAGGAGUCGUGGGUCAAGGAUCGCCAGGCACUGCUCCAGUCGAACGAUCACGGCGACUCGCUCCCGGCCACCGCCGCGCUCGUUCGCAAGCACGACGAGUUUACUGCCGAUCUUGGUGUCCACCAGGAGCACGUCAAGAGCAUUCUCGCCAUUGGCGAGCGUCUGCUGCAGCAGGGCCACUACCAGGCGCCUGCCAUUGCUUCGCGCAUGGAAAGCGUCGAAAACGGCCUGGCCGUUCUCGGCGAUCUGUCGCUCAAGCGCCGCAGCCGUCUCGACGACGCCCUCAAGUUCCACCAGUUCAACAACGCUGCCGACGCCAUCUCGGCCUGGAUCAAGGCUCACGACCAGCACGCCUCGUCGACCGACUACGGCCGUGACUUGGUUUCCGUCAAGUUCUUGGCCAAGCGCCACGGCGACUAUGUUGUCGUCCAGGACGCCUUCCAGAGCCGUGUGGAUGACCUUGGCACCUUCAAGGACCAGCUCGUUGCCGCCUCGCACAAGGACAGCGCUGCCGUUCAGGAGCACCAUGGCGCUGUUCUGACUCAGUGGAACACCCACCGCGACAGCGUGCAAAAGCGCACCGACAAGCUCGCCAGCGAGCAGAAGCGCUUCCAAGAGCUCGACGAGCUCAUGCUUCUCUUUGCCAAGAACGCUGGUGUCUUCUACAACCGACUCGAGAAUGCCGAGGAAGACUUGUCCGAGUCUGUCCGUGUCAACGACCUGGCUGAGGUUGAGGCUCUCAAGACGGAAGAUUUGCGCCACCGCGAUUCUCGCGAGCAAAUUGCUGCCGACCUGAAGGUCCUCACCGAUCUCCAGGGCCAGCUGAGCGGCCAGGGCGUGUCGAACAACCCUUACACUCCCUACACGAUCAACCAGCUCACUGAGAAGCAUGCCGACUUCCUCAAGCUCAUCGACACGCGCUUUGAGGCUCUCAACACUGAGACCAAGCGCCAGGAGAAGAACGAGCAGCUGCGCAAGGAGUUUGCCCAGAAGGCCAACGCUCUUGGUCAGCAGGUGGUUGCCAUCCGCGCCUCGCUGGUUGAGGGCUCUGGCAGCCUCGACGAGCAGCUCAAGUCGAUCGAGGAGCGCCACAAGUCUGUCGCCACGCUCUCCGCCGCCCACAAGGAGGUUGAGGUUCUCGGCCACAAGCUCGAGGAGGAGCGCAUCUUCAACAACCCGCACACCGAGCACACGCCCGUUUCGCUUGCUCAGCAAAUCGAUCAGCUCGACCAGCUUGCCAACCGUAUGAAGUACAAUGUCAAGCAGCAGAUUGACGCGCGCAACAACAAGGGUGUCACCGAAGCUCAGCUCCGUGAGUUUGAGACCACGUUCAACCACUUUGACCGCAACAAGUCUGGCACGCUGGACUAUGCCGAGUUCCGCGGCUGCCUCAUUGCUCAAGGCUACGAUGUCCAACAGCCCAAGGACGGCGGUUCCGACGAGGCGUUCGAGAAGAUCAUCCAGCAGGUCGACUCCAACCGCGACGGCAACGUCAACAAGGAGGAGUACAUUGACUUUAUGAUUCGCCGCGAGACCACCAAUGCGACGAGCCAGGACGACAUUGUUACUGCCUUCAAGCAGAUGGCCGGCGAUCAGCCGUUCGUCACCAAGCGUCAGAUUACCGAGGGUCUUGGCGCAAAGACCGCCCAGUACUGCUUGCAACACAUGAAGCCGUACCAGAACGACUCUGAGAAGCUCGACUACCAGACCUUCAUCGACCACAUGUUCACCCAGUCGCAGGCCCGCAAGGAGCGACAGGACGAGGCUGAUGCCUUUGCCAAGAUCGAGAAGGAGUCUGAUGCCAAGGAGGAGGCUUCGCGCCACGAGGACGCCCAGCGUCGCGAGCAGAGUGCCGCCGAGGUUGCUGCCAACCGUGACGGCCGCCAGAAGGCCCGCAAGGACGCCCGUGCGAACGAGCGCGUUGCUCGCUCCCAGAAGGAGGCCGAGCGCAAGGCUCGCCUUGACGCCGAGGCUGUGGCCAAGGCCGCCAAGGAGGAGGCCCAGCGUCAAGCCGCCGAGACACGCGCCCGCGAGGACCGUGAGCGCAAGGCACGCGAGGAUGCCGAGCGCAAGGCCCGCGAGGAGCAGGAGAAGCGCGAGCGUGCAGAGCGCGAAGAAGCCGAGCGUGCUUUGAAGGCUGAGGCCGAGCGCAAGGCUCGCGAGCAGCGCGAGGAGGCUGAGCGCAAGGAGCGUGAGGACAUUGAGCGCGUUGCCCGCGAGGCUGCCGAGCGCAAGGCCCAAGAGGAGGCAGAGCGCAAGGCCAAGGAAGAGGGCGAACGCAAGGCCAAGGAAGAGGCUGAGCGCGUUGCCCGUGAGGAGGCUGAGCGCAAGGCACGUGAAGAAGCCGAGCGUAAGGCCAAGGAAGAGGCUGAUCGUCGUGCCCGUGAGGAGGCCGAGCGCAAGGCCAAGGAGGAGGCCGAGGCUCAGGCCCGCGAGGCCGAGGAGGCUCGCAUCCGCGAGGAGCAGGAGCGCAAGGCCCAAGAGGAGGCUGAGCGCAAGGCCCAGGCUGAGGCCGAGGCGCUUGUCCAAGCCGAGAACGAGCGCAAGGCUCGUCAGGCCGAAACCGAGCGCAAGGCUGCCGAAGAGGCUGCUGCUCGCAAGGCUGCUGAGGAGGAGGCUGAGCGCCGCGCCCAGCAAGAGGAGGCGAAUCGCCGUGCCCAGCUCGCUUCCGCGUCCAGCACUUCGACGACCUCGGUCGAGUCGCCCAACGGCUCCGCGACCAACCUCGACAAGGCUGGCAUUGCCUCGCCCGACAAGAAGGGCGCCGACAAGAAGGCUCUGAAGGAGGCCGACAAGAAGGCCAAGGCCGAGAAGGAGGAGGCCGACAAGAAGGCCAAGGCCGAGAAGGAAGAAGCCGACAAGAAGGCCAAGGCCGAAAAGAAGGAAGCCGACAAGAAGGCCAAGGCCGAGAAGGAGGAGGCCGACCGUCGCGCCAAGGAGGAGAAGAAGGCCAAGAAGGGUCGCGGCUCUGAUGCUGCAGCUGUCCCCGCUGCCGCCGCCCCUGCCGAGUCGUCGUCGGCAUCAACAAGCGAGUCGGCUGCAGAGCCCACCGCGUCCGCUGCUGGACCCCAGGCCACUGUUACCGUCAGUGAGCCCCAGGAGUCCUCGUCGUCCACGCCCGCCCCCGCCCCCGUUGUUGCCCCGCUGCCGACCAACCCCGAUGGCUCUGUCGACUUUGCCAAGACCGAUGACGAGCAGGUCCGUGCCGCUGCUCUGGCCGUCGUGACUGGCGACGACAAGAAGUCCAAGCGUCGCUCCAUCAACCUCAACCUCUUCAAGGCCAAGAAGGAGGAUGACGAGUCUGGUGCUGCUGCUGCUGCUGCUGCUUCCACCGAUGCCGCUACACCCGAAAAGGACAAGAAGAAGGACAAGAAGAAGAAGUAAAACACGAGCAUCUUGGUUGAGAUUGGUUGAUUUUUUUUUUCCCCCGUUGGUCUUGUUUUGCUCCCAAGUGUACUUUGUUUCGUGGUGAUUACUUUUUCUGUUUGUUUCUUUUUUCCCCCCUUGCAUGUUUUUUGACUACCUGUAUUUGUGGUUGUUUGCUUUUGUGCUUUUUUUUUGGUGGAUGAGCUGUUUUGUUUUGAGUGAUGCCGAAAUGAAAUUGAUUUCUUCCCUGUUUGGUGUGUCCCAGUACAAUUGGAUCUUCUCU